Messenger RNA from Racocetra persica, 328 nucleotides. The record is from the annotation of a GenBank genome assembly. Lineage: Eukaryota; Fungi; Glomeromycota; Glomeromycetes; Diversisporales; Gigasporaceae.
AUGACAGAACUAAAGGAUUUAACACCUGAAGAACUUAAAAUGGCUGACGGCUUAUUUUGUGUAGAUCAAAUAAAGCUGCCAGAUGUAAAAUCAUGGGAAGGUCAAAAGUUUAUACGAUUUACAAAUGAACCUCCUAGUUGCCCAUGGUGUUAUGAUCAAAUGGAGAGAUUUGAUGUUUUAUCAACAUACGAUGAAAAAUCGGACGUACCUGCAAGUUACAUUCGAGAAGAUCCUACCGAAUGGCUAAUAAGGCAACCUUUUAAUAUAAAGGACCUCACAAAAAAUUCGACACUUGCUUCCUUCAUUGCUUCCCAUUGGACUGAUUUUC